AUGGCCAAGUCCGCUCCUGCCCGCGACUUCACCGUCGCCUGGAUCUGCGCUCUGCCCAUCGAGCUGGCGGCCGCAGCUAAGAUGAUGGACGAGAGAUUUGCUGAUCUUCCGUCCCAGCCGACCGAUUCCAACCUCUACUCCUUCGGCCGAAUCGGCGUUCACAAUGUCGUUGCUGCCUGUUUACCCGCCGGCCAGAUGGGCACGAAUCAAGCAGCCACGGUGGCUAGCCAGAUGAAAACCAGCUUCCCUUCACUACGGUUCGGUGUCCUCGUCGGCAUUGGCGGUGGCGUCCCAAAUCUCGACGACGAUAUCGACAUCCGCCUCGGCGAUGUUGUCAUCAGCCAGCCGGCAGGACAGCACAGCGGAGUGAUCCAAUACGAUUUCGGGAAGACUGGAGCCGAUGGUCGUAUUGCUCGCACGGGCAGCCUUAACGCGCCGCCAACGAUCCUCCUCAACGCCUUAACUAAGCUCCGUGCUAAUGACAUUCUGGGCGAGACGCAAGUCCUCACAUACCUGUCGCAACUAUCUAUUCAAACAGAGUUCGCAUCGCCAGGCCCUGAAAAAGACACGCUCUACAAUGCGUCAUCGCUACACAUCGCCGGAGCUACAUGCGCGAAAUGCUGUCCAGAAGAUGCAGAGGACCGGGACGCACGCGCAACACCAGACCCAGUCCUCUUCUUCGGCAACAUCGCAUCCGGUAACCAGGUGAUGAAGGAUGGUCAGACGCGCGACAGAUACAGUAAGGAGCUGGGAGGCGUCUUGUGCUUCGAGAUGGAGGCAGCCGGACCGAUGAACGAUUUCCCUUAUAUCGUUAUCCGCGGCAUCUGCGACUAUGCAGACGCGCACAAGAACAAGCUGUGGCAACCAUACGCAGCAGCGACGGCGGCAGCAUACGCUAAAGAGCUGCUGAAUAUCAUCCCACCGUUAACUUCUAGCAAUCUAGACGAGCCACAGAGUUCUCGUCGGGAACCUCACUUCAUCGUUCCGCUUGGACGAAACGAAAGCUUUGUUGGCAGAGAUGCGAUCCUGACGCGGCUCCUGGAGCGAAUACCUCCGAGCGCUAACAGAGACGCCUGUCAGAGGACUGCGAUCGUGGGCCUGGGGGGAAUUGGCAAAACACAGGUCGCGGUCGAGGCCGCCUACCGCGUUCGCGAUGCACACCCAGACUGCUCCGUUUUUUGGGUUCCAGCCGUAAACACAAUCAUGUUUGAGAAUGCAUAUCGUGAGAUCGGUCAAGCGCUCAACAUCAUAGGUAUCGAGGAUGACCAAGCGGACAUCAAGAGUCUGGUGAAGGCUGCACUGGAACGAGACGACGCUGGCAGCUGGCUUCUCAUCGUCGACAAUGCCGACGAUAUGGAGUCAUGGCUAAGACCAAGGGCUGAGACCCGUCGCGGUGCAAAGCCGGAUUGUGGACGACAGAUAUGCCGAGAGAACUUUGAUGGUGCCGCGAUUGCCAGCGCCAGGAUAUGGAUACAACCAGCAAUCCUUCAGACGUGUCACCUGACACCGCCAUGGUCGUGGGCCAAGAAACGAUCAUCGGUUACCUGGCUCGAUGCCAACGAGCUCGACUGGAACGAUCGUACCCUUGAAGUCGCCAGCUAUGUCGAAGGGAGGCAGCUGGUUGUCAGGGAACGGUUUUGGACGCUCUGUGGGAUGGACGAGCGAUGGUUCUAG
Molecule: messenger RNA, 1674 nt
Organism: Colletotrichum abscissum
Lineage: Eukaryota; Fungi; Ascomycota; Sordariomycetes; Glomerellales; Glomerellaceae
Product: phosphorylase superfamily protein
Exons: 3
Coding region: 1-1674 (557 amino acids)
Biological process (GO): nucleoside metabolic process
Molecular function (GO): catalytic activity
Source: RefSeq, a predicted model, not a curated record